AUGCAGGCCUUUGUAGGGAGCUACAUAGCCCCUCUAGUACCCCGGUUUAGGACCUCAGAAUCCAAAAGCCCAGUAGUAGAAGAGAAGAGUCCUGAUGUGACAACAGCUCAACAGGUGAUCACUACAAUGAACAAAGAGCAGAAGGCAGCAGAAGAGAAAACCAAGAGACUUCUGCUUCAAAGAGAAAAGAUCAUUGCCAGAGUGAGUGUUGAUAAUCGGACCCGGGCUCUGGUGCAGGCGCUCCAAAGAGCUUCAGAUGUGAGGGUGUACAUCAGCAGAGUGGAAGACCUCAGCUAUCACCUCCUUGAGUUUCCAGAAACUCGUGGGGUCGCAGUCAAGGAGAAGGUGAUCUCGUGUCUGCUUCGACUGAAACAGGCCAAUGACCCAGGUCUAUGCUCCGCUGUCCGCGAGGCGCUGGCUCUGGUGGGCUACCACAAAGCUGUUAAAGGACGUGGAAUACGUAUCCUGUCUAUUGAUGGUGGAGGGUUGAGAGGACUAGUUGCCCUUCAAACAUUAUACAAACUUGAAGCACUGACAGGCAAACCUAUACACAAACUCUUUGACUAUAUAUGUGGCGUCAGUACAGGUGCCAUUCUUGGAUAUUUAUUAGGCAUUUUCCAAAUUCCUCUACGUGAAUGUGAUGACCUCUACCGAAAACUGGGCUCUGACAUUUUCAAGCAGAAUGUCAUUGUUGGUACAAUGAAGAUGGGAUGGAACCACGCUUUCUAUGACAGCGAGGCCUGGGAGAAGCUUCUUAAAGAGAAAAUGGGCUCUAACAUCCUGGUGGAGACGGCGAGAAACCCCCUGUGCCCCAAGGUGGCCGCUGUGAGCACCAUUGUGAACAGGGGCACUCCUCUUAAGGCCUAUGUGUUCAGAAACUACAAUCUCCUGCCUGGGGUGCGGCCUCAUUACCUGGGAGGCUGCCACCACCGGCUAUGGCAGGCCAUACGUGCCACAUCUGCUGCACCGGGGUAUUUCCAGGAGUUCCCUCUGGGCGAGGAUCUGCACCAGGACGGCGGUCUGCUCAUCAACAACCCCACAGCACUGGCGGUGCAUGAGUCAAAGUGUCUGUGGCCGAACACGCCCCUCGAGUGUGUGGUCUCGCUCGGGACGGGGCGCUUCGAGAAUCCCAACAAGAAUAAUGUCACCCACACCAGUCUCAGAACCAAGCUAACGAAUGUGAUCAGCAGCGCGACUGACACAGAAGAAGUCCACGCCAUGCUGGACGCCUUCCUGCCUCCGGACACCUACUUUAGAUUCAACCCCUACAUCAGCGAAGACAUCUCCAUGGACGAGAACCGACAGGAGAAGCUGAACCUGCUGCAGACCGAGUGCAUGCGAUAUCUCCAAAGGAACGACGAGAAGCUGAAAAAAGUGGCCCGCAUCCUGAACCGAGAGAAGAGCUCCGUGCAGAGGAUGUCGGACUGGGCCAAACUCAGGGCCGACAUGUUCAAUGGCUUCUCCUUUUCGUCCAAAGCUGCUGCUGGACUCCUCUGA
This is a messenger RNA of Knipowitschia caucasica, 1497 nucleotides long. The record is from the annotation of a GenBank genome assembly. NCBI's taxonomy places the organism in Eukaryota, Metazoa, Chordata, Actinopteri, Gobiiformes, Gobiidae.